CCACCAGACUCGGUUUUUCUGCCAUUUCCUCCUGCUUUUUUCAAAUAUUUGAGGAGCAACUUACCAUGGCUUUCGUGUUCAAGAGAGGCCGCAAAGAAGAAGUGAAAUUUGACAAGAUCACGGCAAGGAUAAACAAGCUCUGUUAUGGCCUUGACCUCAACUAUGUCGAGCCGAUCGAGGUUGCCAAAAAGGUCAUUGCAGGUGUAUACCAAGGUGUCACAACUGUCGAACUCGAUAACCUUGCCGCCGAGACGGCAGCAUAUCUUACUACGAAGCACCCUGAUUACGCUGUCCUCGCUGCGCGUAUCGCUAUAUCAAAUCUCCACAAGGAGACCAAGAAGAACUUCUCCACUGUCGUGAAAGACCUCCAUGAAUAUAUCAAUCCUAAGAAUGGAAAGUCUGCCAGUUUGAUUGCCGAUGAUGUAUACGACGUCGUGCUAAAGAAUGCUGCUCGUCUUGACUCUGCAAUCAUUUACGAUCGUGACUUUAGCUACAACUACUUCGGGUUUAAGACCCUCGAACGGUCGUACCUUCUCAGGAUCAAUGGCCGUGUUGCCGAACGUCCCCAACAUAUGAUCAUGCGUGUCGCUGUAGGCAUCCACAAGACUGAUAUCGAGAGUGUCAUUGAGACAUACAACCUUAUGUCUGAACGAUUCUUUACGCACGCGUCACCAACUCUGUUCAAUGCUGGCACUCCUCACCCCCAACUAAGCUCGUGCUUCUUGGUUUGCAUGAAAGACGACUCCAUAGAGGGUAUCUAUGAUACCCUCAAGACUUGUGCCAUGAUCAGCAAGACCGCAGGUGGAAUUGGCUUGAGCAUUCAUUGUAUUCGUGCUACUGGCUCGUACAUUGCUGGAACAAAUGGCUACUCGAACGGUAUUGUCCCUAUGCUCCGCGCGUAUGAUGCCACGGCACGCUAUGUCGAUCAAGGUGGCAACAAGCGACCGGGAGCUUUCGCGAUUUAUCUUGAACCAUGGCAUCCUGAUGUGUUUGAUUUCCUCGACCUGAGGAAGAACCAUGGUAAAGAGGAGUCACGCGCCCGUGAUUUGUUCUACGCGCUGUGGAUUUGUGACCUGUUUAUGAAACGCGUCGAGUCUAAUGAAAAUUGGUCACUGUUCUGCCCCAACGAAGCGCCUGGUCUUCACGAGGUUCACGGCGAGGAAUUCGAAGCCCUCUAUGAGAAGUACGAGAAAGAGGGGCGCGCCCACAAGGUCGUUCCAGCUCAGAAGCUGUGGUAUGCUAUUCUUGAAGCUCAGAUUGAGACUGGUGGACCUUUCAUGGUCUACAAAGACGCCGCUAACCGCAAAUCGAACCAAAAGAACUUGGGCACCAUCAAGUCAUCCAACUUGUGCACUGAGAUCAUAGAGUACUCGUCGCCAGAGGAAACCGCUGUCUGUAACCUUGCCUCGCUCGCCCUGCCUACUUUCAUCUCGAACGGCAAAUACGAUUUCCAAAAGCUUCAUGACGUUGCAAAGGUCGUCACCCGCAACCUCAAUCGCAUCAUCGAUGUAAAUUAUUACCCCGUUCCGGAGGCUCGCACUUCCAACAUGCGCCAUCGCCCCAUUGGUCUCGGUGUACAGGGUCUCGCAGAUGCUUUCAUGAUUCUCCGUCUGCCAUUUGACUCACCCGAGGCAAGGCAACUCAAUCUCCAGAUCUUUGAGACCAUCUAUCAUGCCGGACUCGAGGCCAGCUGUGAGGAAGCUGAAAGGGAUGGACCAUACGAGACUUUCAGGGGUAGUCCCGCCGAUCUCGGUCAAUUGCAAUAUGAUCUCUGGGGUGUCACGCCCACUGACCUCUGGGACUGGACGAGUCUCAAGGAAAAGAUCGCACACACUGGAUUGCGUAAUUCGUUGUUGGUUGCACCCAUGCCAACUGCAUCAACCAGUCAAAUUCUCGGUUUCAAUGAAUGUUUCGAGCCCUACACUAGUAAUAUCUACACUCGUCGUGUUCUUGCUGGUGAAUUCCAGGUCGUAUGUCCCUGGUUGCUCAGGGAUCUUGUCGACCGUGGGCUCUGGAAUGAUGACAUGAAGAACAUGAUCAUUGCUCAUAAUGGCUCCGUCGCCAACAUUCCCAGCAUACCCACCGAUAUCAAAGCUAUUUACAAAACCGUUUGGGAGAUCUCGCAGAAAAAAGUCAUCGACCUGGCUGCCGACCGUGGAGCGUUCAUUUGCCAAAGCCAGAGUCUGAAUAUUCACUUGCAGUCGCCUACCAUAGGCCAGCUGACGAGUAUGCACUUCUAUGGGUGGAAGAAAGGCCUUAAGACUGGCAUGUACUAUUUGCGCACUCGUCCAGCGGCGCAAGCCGUUCAGUUCACUGUCGACCAGAGCGUGCUCAAAGCAGCCAAGGCGCAACAGGGCGAAUCCGACAAGGCUGCCACUGGCAUUCCUACACCUUCCGCAUCUCCAUCCCCUCUUCGUCGAGUCCCUCCACCAUCCAAUUCGAACGACAACCCUGUUGCGUCCAGUUCGUCGGGGCCCAGUGAAGCUACCGACGUCGACCCCGAGUACGCCGCUGCCCUUCAGCGUCAAAGGGAUCGUGAACUUGAAGAGGCAAAAAUGUUGUGCUCGCUAGAGAACAAGGAGGCCUGUCUCAUGUGCUCUGGUUGAUGGAGCGGGCAUGUAGUUGAUGUGGUCCAAUAUUCAUUUGCAUCGUCGAAAGUUAUUCAUCCUGGUUUGUUUGUUACCCGCAUUUUGUUUACAUUUCUAGGCACGAUUGUAUACCAGCUGUUGUAAUUGUAAUGAAAUAGAUGGAUUUCGGUCUGUCA
Suillus clintonianus is the source of this 2764-nucleotide messenger RNA. Its product is annotated as ribonucleotide reductase. Gene Ontology annotation, molecular function: ATP binding; ribonucleoside-diphosphate reductase activity, thioredoxin disulfide as acceptor. The transcript is spliced from 11 exons. Lineage: Eukaryota; Fungi; Basidiomycota; Agaricomycetes; Boletales; Suillaceae. Gene Ontology annotation, cellular component: ribonucleoside-diphosphate reductase complex. The record is from RefSeq and is a predicted model, not a curated record. Gene Ontology annotation, biological process: DNA replication; deoxyribonucleotide biosynthetic process. Bases 66 to 2606 code for a protein of 846 amino acids.